AUUUCACCCUUCCAUUUUAAUUGUGACGUCGCAUUAAUUCUGCUUGUAUUAUACGCCGUAGUAGUUCGGUAGCACUAGAAGCUGGCGAGCAGCUUUAGGCACUGAGGAAGCACCUUAAGUGCUCGUAGUUUAAGCUAUAGAAACCGCCACUUCCAGUUUGUUUGGACUUUGUAUUAAUAUUGUUCUCAUAUAUCAGUUUUCCGUCGUCAGCUAACGAGGUAAUUGGGAAUACGAACAGAGAAAAACUAUAUUACUUAAACGUAACGUGCCAGCACGCUAGCCCGAGACCUAGCUACCUAGCUAGAAGGUAGCAAGCUCGGUUGUUUGCUAACGUAACAUUAGCGGUAUCUGUUCCCUUGUUGGAGGCGAUGCUGUCAAAUUGAUCCCCCUGGUGGUAGAUUUUCCCAAGCGUGCUCUCUGGCUUGAUGGUGUCGGAGGCGAAGAUGGCUAAGAGCUGGCAGGACGUAGUGAUUCAGCAGGCCGAGUUGAUAUCGAGUCGCCUGAGAGAGCUACUGUCCUCCGGCCUAGGCCUACUCCGCUCCGAGCUCGGGGUAGAUUUGGGUCUGAAGCCGGAGCUUUAUCCGUCUUGGGUUAUUCUCUUAACGGCGGUCAUUGGGUUGCUUCUGAUCGUGUUCUCUUGGGCCGCGGCCUGCAACGGACUGUUCGGUGGAAGGAAACGUGGAGCACGGGCAAAUGAAGAUAUCAGCGACAGCACAAAUGACUUGGUGACAAAGAUUGUCAAAACCGAGGAUCAGAAGAAAAGGAACAAAAAGAAACCAAAUGAAAAGAAAACUCAGUCAAACGGCGGUACGCCACCAGAGCUUCAGGAGGCUGAUCAAGUUACUGAAGAAAUCCCGAAACCAUCCCCAGAUAUCAAAGCUGAAAAGGCAAAGAAAAACAAGAAGAAACCAAAAACCGAGGCCAAGUCAGUAGUGAACGCAUCCUCUCCUGAUGGGAAGGAGCCAGAUGAAGGCGCCUGGGAGACCAAGGUCAGCAACCGGGAGAAGCGGCAGCAGCGGCGGAAGGACAAGGCGCCCGGCGACGAGUCUGGCAGCCCCGGAGGAGCGGACCCCCCCCUCAGAGCGCCUGCAGAGCAGCCCGCUGUCCCUGCCCCCGCCCCCGCCCCCACGGGCCUGAGGAAGAGCAGAGGUGAGCCGCCGCACGUGAAGCAUGGGAAAGGAGAAGCCGUCCUAUCACAGGUGACAGCCAAUUGGAGCGAGCCGCUGGCGGUGAAUGGCGGGGGGUGGAACGACAUGGCCAUGAAGCUCCCCAGUCAGAUGAGCUCCUUGGACGGGGAAAAGUGGCCCAACAUCCCAAAGGAGCCCCCGCAUGCCUGGGGGCCGGAGGCUGCAGGUUCUUGGAGUGGCUUAGAUGGGAGGUUGAAGAAGGACCUGAAUCCAGUCUCCUUGCCUGUCAUUGGAUUGAACACUACUGGAGAAGAGCCAGUGUCCCAGCCUGCUGCUGUCCUUCAGUGCUACUCUCAGCCUCCUGUGGAUGAUCAGUGGUCUGGCCUUAAUGGGAUGGGCGACGUGGACCCCAGCUCGGACUGGAACCCUCCCUCUGAGCUGUGGGGGAAUUAUGAGGAACCCCAACCAGAGAUCUCCGCCCCACCAAAGGACUCCGCCCCUGAGGCUGUGAAGGCGUCUGACGAUGAAAAGGAGAAGGGCGACGCCUCCAAGGGCGACGGCAAGUCCAAGAAGAAGAAGAAAAAGAAGAAGAAACAGGAGGAUGCUGGCGCCGCCCUCCAGGAGUCUGAAGAGCCGGAGAAGGAGGCUGCGGAGGAGCUGAGGCCCCCGGUCCAGGAGACGCUGCGCUAUGGGACUCCCGCUUUAGUCGACGAGAGCCUGUCCCAGAAGCCCUCUUCACAAGUGCCACACAGGCUCCCUGAGCCGGAGACCCUGCUGCCCACUGCCAAGCAGAACAGCACCCCUCCCUCCUCACAGAAAAAAUCUGAAGAGAACUGGGAGCCUCCAAAGCAAGUCCAAAAGAAAAAGAAGGCAAGAAGAGAAACAUGAGUUUGACCUGGAGUCCUGAUGAUGAUUUAUAUGCAAAACCAGUUCUGAAUUAUUCAUGCAAUAAUUGGAGUGUACAGUGUUUUUUAAGUCAAAAAAAUUUACUGUACUUUUUUUAUGCUAAAAAAAAAAAAAAUUAAAAAAACUUUGGAGCCGAACCAGCUCCGACAUCCCAGUACAGCUCCUGGGGUCCUGAGAGCUCGGCUGGCUCUCUGCACUCUCUGACCCGCUGCUCGAUUUGAAGGAGGAAUUAGCAUUUCUGAUUGACAUGCAGUUGGGCACACGAAUAGAAAUCUUUUUCUCAAUUCUGAUGUAAAUCGGUUUGUAAGAUGUACGUUUACCUGAUUUAGAUACGCCUAUUUGCCUGUUUUAAAUAUGUGGCCGGUAUUUGCUUUGAACUGAAAAGUAUCAUGAAACAAGUCCUCGACUCUUACAGUAGACCUGCUCUUGAAUGCUUUUCGCGUAUUGCACGUGACAGUGUUGCUGCCGUUUACUGCAAGUGGCAGCUGAUCCAGGCCGUAGAAAUGAAUAGCAUAUGAAGUACUCCAAAGACAACACUAGGGGCAGUAGCGCGCUGAAGCUGACAGUAUCUGGUUAAUUCUCAAAAUCGGCCUGUGAAAACUAAACAUUUCUUUUGAGACUUUUCUGUGUAACUUACUCUGAGAUGUUUCCCUUAGUGACAUUUUUCCCUUGAUUUAGAUUUGUUACUGAAAUACCACUUCUUUGAGGACACUUUCUGACUCUGUCCUUGCACUCCUGAUGGUUAGUUCUGAACCUUCUGGUGACCUCCUUGAAAUAGAAAAAAAGCCAUGCUGUCUGUGAAGGAUCAAAGGGCCUUGUCUGUGGACGGUUGUCUGUUCUGUCAGUGCACUGUGCUCCUGGCUCGAAGCUCCUGAACAUUUUCUUACAUUACAGUAUUUAGAAGACUGUGGUAGAAUGUAAAGAUGUCAUUCCUGAAUGUUUUUUUUUUUUUUGUUUUGUUUUUUUUUUGUUUUUCACUCGUGAAGUGCACUAUGUCAUGUGACCAGGAAAGGGUUGGACAUUUUGAACAGCUUUAAUCCACGUGGAUCCGAUUUAUUCAAAUGGUUUUCAGGAAUGAAAUUCUAUUGCCUUAACCUGUAAGUAUAUAUGAUGUGCUUUUUUAGACGUGUUGACUGCUAGUUUUUCCGCAUCCUCUCAAGUUGUCAGUGGCAAGGGCAGUGACUAGAGAGGGGCUCCACUAGGCUGAUCUUAAGUUUCACUUCAGAAAUAGGUUUACUUGUGCAUGAAACCCAUAAACACGCUUGGACACUGCAACUAAACACAAAAGAUAGGGGGGGGGGUUUCUUAACGACUAGUAAUGCUGUGAGGAGUACCACUCACUGUACAUAGCCUUUUGUGUGUUUAAAAAGUGGACCAUGCACAUGGAGCUGAUGCUUUACUCUGCAGGGCCUUGUUCGGUGAGGCCUUUGAGUGAGAGAAGUGUCCCACAAUGCAUCAGUACUCAGACCUGCGGCUCUUUAGUGCAGUCCAUUUGUGGAUCGGUCUGUCGACGCUAAUGGAGGUACUUGGAGAGUAGCUUCAGGAGACCCCUGCCUUACUAGUGAUGGUCUGUUGGGUUGUUGUUUUUUUUUUUUUCUAAACAAAUAAUGACUACAUUUUAAAUCUGUGUAUUUCUACCUGUUUCUGGCCUGUAGAAACCAGUACGAUUACAUAUGUAUUAAGGUGUUUGUUAAUUGAAAUGAUAUUUCGAAAAUGGAUUUGUUUGAAUAAAUUGAAACUUGAUCUGCUGAA
Molecule: messenger RNA, 3785 nt
Organism: Anguilla rostrata (American eel)
Lineage: Eukaryota; Metazoa; Chordata; Actinopteri; Anguilliformes; Anguillidae
Gene: mtdha
Product: metadherin a
Exons: 13
Coding region: 426-2015 (529 amino acids)
Biological process (GO): regulation of transcription by RNA polymerase II; positive regulation of canonical NF-kappaB signal transduction; positive regulation of angiogenesis
Cellular component (GO): nucleus
Molecular function (GO): transcription coregulator activity
Source: RefSeq, a predicted model, not a curated record